CGUGCACACAUCGACUCUGCAGGUCAUUGUGAGGACGAUGUAUGCCCACGUCUGCAUUUAUACGAGGUCGCUGACGCAGCAGCUAAUUUGCAGUCUUUCCACACAGUAGCCAUGCGCCUCGUUAAUCCGAGCGACUGGCGCGUCGAGAACUUGCGACCGAAAGGCACCCAGGCUCCAUCGAUAAACGCAGAUGUUGGUGAACCGAUUCUCACGCUGGUCAAUGCCAGUGGCAACCGACUGCAUGUCCAUCCCAUCUCGGACCGCCUUGUACGCGUCGUGCACAAGCUGGCUCCCGAAGCGCUGCAAGUCAAGCUGGAUGAUCGGCAUCGGCAUCCCACUGGAAGAGAUGGCGUCGCGUGGGAGACGGUAGAGGGAAGUUGUGGUUGCGAAUGGACAGCAGAGCACGUUCCGGACGCAAAGAUCGUCAACCUUCUCUCGCCAGAAGGUAUCCAGAUCACCGUGAAUUUCGCCAAUGUGGUUCGCUUGACCUGGGCUUGGCCCUCCUCCGUCUCACCCUUCCUAUGCGACUUCAAGACAGCCUACAUGUAUGACCAGCGAUCAGGGCGAGUGUUUCAUUACGUCGAGCGCGAGGGGUACAAGCCGCUUUCGGAACAUCAUCGCAGCGCCAACGACAACCACCUCCAGCCGCACGAUGAUACGACCGAGUUCCUCUACGGGCUUGGCGAGACAAAAGGCCCUAUGCUCAAGACGGGCAAGCGGUACAUCCUCGAUGCACGCGAUUCGCUCGCGUACGAUGUCGAGGAGACGGAUCCUCUGUACAAGCUUUGCCCUUUCUAUUUGCUGUACAACUCCUCCACCAACUUCUGGCUCGGCAUGUACUACAACUCGCUCGCCCCUUCCGUCGCAGACUUUGGCGCUGAGCACGAUUUUAGUACCGGCGACUCGCGCAGUUUUAGCAUCGAGCAAGGCGCGCUAGACUACUACGUCCUGCUAGGUGCCAGUAGCUUCGAUUCUCAAAGUGAUGUUCAAGCAAGAGCGUCACCGGCUCCGAAGCCGCGCCUUCGAGACAUUGUCUCUCAACUAGCAGCACUUGUGACGCCGCACGUUACGGCCUCCCAUCAGUUCGCAAGCGACGCACCCCGCCUUCCGCGGAAUGUGACGCCGAAUUGGCAAGCAUCGCCAACGCUCCCGCGCCUUGCCUCCUUCGGCUACCUUGCAAGCUCCAUGACCCUUGCAGAGCUGGACAACGCGCAGGAAGCCGUGGGGGAUUAUGUGAUCGAGACGCGUCAGUAUGGCUUCCCAGUCGACGGGAUGCAUCUCAGCUCUGGAUACUGCCUCGACGAACAGAGCGGAGAGAGGAUGUACUUUCUUUGGAACAAGACAAAGUAUCCCGACCCGCCUGGACUGGGCAACAAGCUGGAAAAACAGCUACAAUGUCACCUCAUUAUCAACGUAAAGCCAUGGUUGCUUGAAGGUCACAAAUGGUACAAGGAGGCGGCACUCGCUGGUGCGUUCGUCAAAGCUGCCAAGGACGCGCUUGUCGCCGGCGGAAAAGGCACCAGUUCAGUUACGCUGAACGAUUCGUCCAGAACGUACCAUUGGAGUGCAUCAAUGGGACAGACAGCCGCGGGCUCGCACGUCGAUUUUUCGUCCAAAGCUGGUUCGGACUUCUGGCAGAAGGCGAUCAGACAUGGUGUCGCUGCCAAUGGCAUCACCGGCCUCUGGAUCGACAACAAUGAGUUCUCGACAUUGAUCGACGAUGCGCAACGCAUCGCUGGAGAAGUCAACGGGUGGGCAGCUCCAGAGCAAGCUGCCAGCAGUGUUAUCGUGCCUACGCCGAAGUCGGUCAGCGAGAAAUUGGCUCAGCAGGUGGAGGAUCGGAUGGGCUGGCGAGGCGGCGAGAUCGAAGUUGGCGCAGUCGGGCGCGCGACGCUGACAAUGGGCAUGGCUAAAGCCUCUUGGGAGCAGAUGGCUCGCACCGACCCGUCCACACGUCCAAUCGUCGUCACGCGCUCCGCAGUGCCAGGCAUCCAGGCAUAUGCGCACGGCACUUGGAGUGGCGACAACAGCACGACAUGGAAAUGCCUCAAGUACAAUACAAAGAUGACGCUCAGCGUUGGCCUCAGCUUCGGCGCAGGGCUGUACGGGCACGACAUCGGCGGCUUUGCGGGCGCUCACAGCCCCAGUCCUGAGCUGCUCGUGCGGUGGUGCCAGCAGUCGGUCUGGCAUUCACGCUUCACGCUUCACUCUUGGAAGGCAAUCUCGACGACAUUCUACAUGUACGCUGACCAGAAGGAUGUGAUGGACGCGCUGCUCGACGCGCUGCGACUGCGGUACCAGCUCGUGCCGAUGCUCUACUCUCUCUACAUCGCAGAGUACCAGCGGAAAGGGUGGCCAGUUCUCCGACCGUUGUUGUGGAAACAUUCUAAUGUCCGUGCAUGCCUUGGCCAAGACGAGCAGUUCCUUCUGGGCGACACAAUCCUGGCUGCUCCAGCGCUCGACUUUGGCGCUCGUGAAGUGGUGUUCAACUUGCCUUUUCUGGUUGACGGCGCGGAUGGUGACGCGCCCCUGACCGAGUGCUGGUGGUAUGAUCUGCACGGCCAACAAUGGAUCAAGCCAGAAAAGCGAGGUCAAGCUGCUCGACUCAUAACGCUUCCGGCGCCUUUGAGCUACUGUCCGACCCUCAUCCGUGAAAACGGUCUUCUCAUACUUGCAGGAAGAGCACGUGCGACUGUGUUCGAUCAGGACGCGCGCCUCAAGCGCACCAUUCAGCUCUUCCCGGCUGCUGCUGACCGUAAACGCACAGUAGAAGCGAUAACAUUCACGUUGAUCGAGGACGACGGAAUCACCAACGAGGCAAUGGCCGGUGCUUUCACCGAAUUUGCUCUGACAUGCUGCGUGCAGUCGGGGAGAGAAGCGAGCGAAGUACUGUUCAGAAUCGAUGCGCGUAACAAAGGCUACCCUGGUUCGUGGCAAUGGACUCUCGAGCUGCCGGCUGGUGAUGCUCGCAAGAUUAUCGUCGAAGACAACUCCGGCACAGUCAAGGUUGACGGCGUGCAGAAGGGCAAUACCAUCGCCCUCACUGUAACAGUACCGUGAAGUUCCUUUCACAUGUGUAUAUUAUGGGAUGAAAUUUCGGCGGCCUCCAUGGAGAAUACAUCAAAAGCAACUUUCAGAGAGCCAGAUCUUUCACCUCUUUCACAUUGACGAUGGUGUUGAUCGUGUUUACGCCAGCGAGCACCUUCAACGCCUGAAAGCUACCGCCGUCUGUAAUCUCGGGACCUUUCUCGAAAUCAACAUAGGGAUCCAUCGCCCACGCUGCCCAGCCGGUCUCGUCUCAGGUGACGCGCUCUCAUUCGUCAGGAGGUCAGGGGUCAGACCGUCCACCCGCAGGUUCCAGGAGGCAAAUCAAAAGUGUAAGGUGUCGAGGCGUCAACC
Tilletiaria anomala UBC 951 is the source of this 3399-nucleotide messenger RNA. RefSeq names its product glycoside hydrolase family 31 protein. Bases 112 to 3060 code for a protein of 982 amino acids. The record is from RefSeq and is a predicted model, not a curated record. The transcript has 3 exons. NCBI's taxonomy places the organism in Eukaryota, Fungi, Basidiomycota, Exobasidiomycetes, Georgefischeriales, Tilletiariaceae. Gene Ontology annotation, biological process: carbohydrate metabolic process. Gene Ontology annotation, molecular function: hydrolase activity, hydrolyzing O-glycosyl compounds; carbohydrate binding.